This is a messenger RNA of Pseudogymnoascus destructans, 2419 nucleotides long. RefSeq names its product bud emergence protein 1 (gene BEM1). The record is from RefSeq and is a predicted model, not a curated record. Gene Ontology annotation, biological process: superoxide anion generation. NCBI's taxonomy places the organism in Eukaryota, Fungi, Ascomycota, Leotiomycetes, Thelebolales, Thelebolaceae. The transcript is spliced from 4 exons. Bases 321 to 2105 code for a protein of 594 amino acids. Gene Ontology annotation, molecular function: phosphatidylinositol binding; protein binding; superoxide-generating NADPH oxidase activator activity.
UCUCUCUCUCCCCUCCGACUUUCCCGCGCCCACUAUCGCGAUACUCUUAUGUACAGUUUCUGCCACUUCUAGGUUCGUGACAACAGCUGCCGCCAGACUCCCAGCGCACGCCAGUCUAUAAACGCGCGACGCACGCUGCACGCCCGCCGAGACCCGUUGAGAAAAAACGUCACCCAGAGCGAGAUACGCCUCCUACUCCUACAGUAGCGCUCCCUUUCCCAACCCAACUUUACGAUACAACCUGCUGUGAAAGCACCACCCCCGCGAAACUUCCUGUCGCAUUUGCGCGUCUCCAGAAAGGAAGAGAUACUUAGGUCACGAUGAAGGCCCUUCGCCGCUCCAUCAAAGGCGACAAGAAUGACUCAAAGCUGCAACACAUCUCCGUGGCCCCCAAGUCCGCCGUCGCCAUCGUCCCUCCGAAAAAGGUAAUUCGCGCACUAUACGACUACGAAGCGCAGAACACGCAGGAGCUGAGCUUCCAGAAAGGCGACUUCUUCCACGUCAUCGCGCGCGAGAACGACACCGACUGGUACGAGGCGUGCAACCCCGCCGUGCCCGACGCGCGCGGCCUCGUGCCCGUGAACUUCUUCCAGGCGCUCGGCAAGACGGAGCGCGACAGCGGGCAGAGCACUGGGUCGGCGGGGAGCGCAAAGGCUCCGGACCACGACUCGGGGUACUCUGAGACCAAUACAGGGCCGGCGGGGCCGGCGCCGGGGCCGAGUCCGCAGCGCUUGUCGAAGCUGGGGAAGGGGAGCGGCGCGAUGGUGUAUGGGAUCGUCAUGUACGAUUUUGCGGCCGAGCGACCGGAUGAGCUCGAGGCGAAGGCGGGGGAGGCGAUCAUUGUGAUUGCGCAGAGCAAUCCGGAGUGGUUUGUGGCGAAGCCGAUUGGGCGGCUCGGAGGGCCGGGGUUGAUUCCCGUCAGCUUUAUUGAGAUAAGGGAUAUGACGACGGGGCAGGCGGUGCCGGAUUCGCAGGAGGCGGUUCAGAGGGCGGGGGUGCCGAAGGUGGAGGAGUGGAAGAAGAUGGCGGCGGAUUAUAAGAAUAGCAGUAUUACGCUCGGCAAGUUCGAGGCGGCCAGCCAGCAGCAGCAGGGUAUGGAGCAGGAUAUGGGACGGAUGAGCUUGCAGCAGGCGCAGCAGCGGCAGAGCCGCCAGGCGGGGAAUGGACAAUAUCAACAACUCCGACAAUCCCAACAAGCCAAAUCGCAACAACAGCAAAACCAGCAAUACGCCGCACAACAACAACAAGCCGCCGCAACCUCCCAACUCUUCUCCCCCGUCUCCGCACACAUCCCGCGCUACUGGUUCAGCGAAGACAAGUACUGGUUCGUGAUCGAAGCCGCGCUCGAGGACGGCCGCCACUGGGAGCUCCAGCGCUACUACGAGGACUUCUACGACUUCCAGAUCGCCCUCCUCACCGAAUUCCCCGCCGAGGCCGGCAACACGGGAACCCAGAAGCGGUCCCUCCCUUACAUGCCCGGACCCGUAAAUUACGUCACGGACCAGAUCACCGAUGGGCGCCGCCACAAUCUCGACGCGUACGUCAAGAACCUCCUUACGCAACCGCCGUAUAUCAGCCGCUGCACCCUGGUGAAACAGUUCUUUGCGCCCCGAGAAGGCGAUUUCGAAAUCGAUCCCGAUGCGCCGGAUGGGUACCGCGAUUCGGCGGGGAGCCAGCAGAGUUCGACGGGCACGCCGGCGGAUGAUCGGGGGGGGAGUAAGGUCGAUCUCAAUGGUGCUGGGUACGGUGGUCUCAGGGCCGCGCCGCCGCGCCAGCAGGGUCCACCUGGGGGGUUCCCGGCUCCGGGGGGGCGGGAGGUAGGACAGCAGCAAUCCCAGGCCUCGCUGCAAGCAGCGGGUGGCGGAGCGAUGAAGGUGAAAAUAUACUUUGGGGAUGAUUUGUUUGCGAUCAGAGUACCCGCCGCGAUCAGCUAUGUGGCGCUGCAUGAGAAGAUCCGCGAGAGGUUGAAGAUUCCGGGAGGAGAGGAGAUCGCGAUGAUGUGGCAGGAGGGGGGGGGGAGGGCGGCUCUGGAGAGUGAGGCGGAUUUGGGGGAGGCGUUGGCGAGGGGGGGGGGGAAGCUGGUGGUUUUUGUGGAGUAUAAGUGAGAGCGUCCGUAGUGACGUUCUACUGCCGGUGCGCGAUGCUGAUGUGUGUGGCUGUUGGGUGGGUGUGGUAUGUUUAUACUCGCCUCGAUACCCGCGGGAUGGCAAAAACGGGAGCGCAGCUCAGCAAAAAUCUACCCCUCCUAUAUGCAGGGCGCGCUGCUUGCGUCUUCUCGGAGUGGAUGAGGAUAUAUCCCAUUUUUUUGUGUGGCAUAUUGCGAGGAUAUAUACUCAGGGCUAUCUUGCUUCUUCUUUCGGGGACGCAACUAGGGAUGAGGGGUAGGAGACAGGCGGUGGGGGGGGGGCGUUUCCCGGCG